AUGGCGGAGAGGCUGGCACCCGAGAAGCGCCAUGCCUUCGUCCACAAUGGGCAGAAGGUUUUCGAAUGGGACCAGUCGCUGGAGGAGGUGAACAUGUACAUCGAGCUCCCCAAGAACGUGCCCACCAAGCUGAUUCAGUGUGUGAUCCAGGCCGGCCACGUUGAGGUCGGCAUUCGCGGCCACCCGCCCUACCUCAACCAUGACCUUAUGCACCCCGUGAAGACCGAUUCGUCUUUCUGGACGAUAGAGGACGGUGAAUUGCAUAUCACUCUGCAAAAAAGGGAAAAGGGGAAAGCAUGGGCAUCUCCAAUAAAAGGCCAAGGUAGCUUAGAUCCAUAUGCUGCAGACCAGGAACAGAAACGGCUUAUGCUGCAAAGGUUUCAAGAAGAGAAUCCAGGGUUUGAUUUUUCGCAGGCUCAGUUCAGUGGUACCUGCCCUGACCCAAGGACCUUCAUGGGUGGAAUUCACACUGAUUGA
Messenger RNA from Triticum turgidum subsp. durum (durum wheat), 477 nucleotides. The record is from the annotation of a GenBank genome assembly. Lineage: Eukaryota; Viridiplantae; Streptophyta; Magnoliopsida; Poales; Poaceae.